This is a messenger RNA of Ctenocephalides felis (cat flea), 1620 nucleotides long. RefSeq names its product putative malate dehydrogenase 1B. The coding region runs from base 1 to 1620 and encodes 539 amino acids. Gene Ontology annotation, biological process: tricarboxylic acid cycle; malate metabolic process; oxaloacetate metabolic process. The transcript has 12 exons. Gene Ontology annotation, molecular function: L-malate dehydrogenase (NAD+) activity. Lineage: Eukaryota; Metazoa; Arthropoda; Insecta; Siphonaptera; Pulicidae. The record is from RefSeq and is a predicted model, not a curated record.
AUGUCAGUUAUUAAGUUCAAUGUUGCAGGAAAAGUUACCUGUCCAACUUUUGCACAUGUCGACUACGUUUGUGAUUAUUUGAGAAGGAAUUUGCCCAGUUUUUCUUACCAGAGGAUUGUUAAGAGGGAUGAUGUGUGGAAUAGUUACUUAACCGAACUCAACAAGCAAUACGGUUGGCAUCAUCUAGAGUCACCAUUAAUAUGGAUCGAAUACGGAAUUUCUGAUGAUAUUCUGGAGCAGAUGGUAGAAGCAGGAAUUGAAAUACCUGCUCCAAAAGCACAUUACUUGGGAAAAGCUUCAGAUUUCUGGGAAUAUUGCUGCGAAUACUACGCCUUGCAUUCUGUUUUGUCACCUUCGGAACUUAAAUGUUUGGUUCAGGACAACUUGAAGCAUUUGUGUGAUGCAGAAGAAGUAGAAAAAGACACCACUCUGAAUGCCAACAAAAGACGAAUCUGUAUCGUGGGUGCCAACAAUGAUAUAAUUUUUUAUCUGGCCAGAAAUUUGCUGGAAUUGCCCGAAAUCGAUCUGAGGGAACCAACAGAGAUUCUGCUUUUUGACAACAUAUGCACUGUUGAUGAACUAAAUUCCCUGGCUGAUUAUUUGGAUCCUGGAGUGUCUGAUGAAUAUGCAGUUUCGAAAACAGGCAAAGGGGUGAAAGAGAGACGGGUCAAAGUUGCAAGUAUUUUCGACACCACGUUUUUGGAAACUUGUCAUAUUCUUAUUGUUUUGAAUGGAACUGAUAAAAAUUCCCACGAGGACAUCGAAUCCUGGAUGCUUAGGAACAAAUUGGAAAUGCAAGAUCUUGCAGAACGACUAAACGCUGUGGGUUCUUACGAUAUCCGUAUAAUAUUUCCAGUGGGCCUUGGAUGUGGCCCUGUUUGCGCAAAUGCAAAUCUUUUGGCAUCUUUGGCCAGGACUUAUCGACCUAAGAAUAUUGUCGUUGCCAGUGCUAGUUUAGGCCUAAAUGCUCUGCCAAUAUUGGCAGAGGCUGCCAAUGUUGCCAUAACUGAUGUGUCUUUGCCUCCAGUUUGGGGAAGUGCCUCUUCACCAAAGACCGGAGGCGGAUUUGUGGAUUGUUAUCAGGCCAUACAUCAUUUCACCAGAUUUACCCCGAAUGAACGUGCAAGUCGAGCCAAACCAAAUUCGACUUUACCCUUGGGCGAUUAUUGCAGGGAUGAACGUCCUAUAGCCUACAGGAUUCACAAUGUUCCUGAUCUUUACAGGAAGAUUCUGGAUUAUUCGGUCAAAAACGAGCAGCAAGUCAACUUUAACACGGUGAAGGCUGUUGUGGAUUUGUUGCAAUUGUGGUACGGAAUUUAUGAUGGUGAAGUUAUUUCUGCUGGAAUUGUCUCCAAUGGUACCUUCGGUCUCCCAGAAGGUCUAAUGUUUUCCCAACCAGCUUUUUUGGAAAACGAAGACUGGCUUCCUUGUGAAGAGAUAUCCUUGCCAAAUUUAGAUCCUGGAAUUACUGUGAAUGAUCUUGCAACAUGCAGUUUGUGGACGCACAAGACCUACAUGGAGGAAAAGGUUGUCGAAAAAAAAGUGGAAACCGUGAAGAAAAUUCUGAAGGCCAAGAAUUAUUGUUCUUUGAGUUAUCCUGGCAUUUUGAAAGAUGAUUGA